This is a messenger RNA of Tupaia belangeri chinensis (Chinese tree shrew), 2711 nucleotides long. RefSeq names its product acid sensing ion channel subunit family member 4 (gene ASIC4). NCBI's taxonomy places the organism in Eukaryota, Metazoa, Chordata, Mammalia, Scandentia, Tupaiidae. Gene Ontology annotation, cellular component: plasma membrane. Gene Ontology annotation, molecular function: ligand-gated sodium channel activity. The transcript is spliced from 10 exons. The record is from RefSeq and is a predicted model, not a curated record. Bases 1 to 2001 code for a protein of 666 amino acids. Gene Ontology annotation, biological process: sodium ion transmembrane transport.
AUGCUGAGCGGAGCGGCUGGGGCUGCGCGGUGUGGCGGAGCAGCACUCGCUCCCUCGCUCACUCGCUCGCUCGCAGGGACACACGCAGGGGCUGACAGCUGUGCUGGUGCUGAUAAGGGAAGCCACAAGGAGACGAUCGAGGAGAGAGACAAGCGGCAGCAGAGGCAGCAGCGGCAGAGGCAGCACCAGGGCUGCGGAGCUGCUGGGAGUGGGAGUGACUCCCCCACCUCGGGCCCCCACCCUGUCCCUGUCCUCCUCCCGCUUGCCCUGAGUUUAGAAGAGCAGCCGCUGCCACCACCGCCACUCGGAGGGCACCCGGGUUGCUGGCCAGGGAGGGACAGGGGCAGGGAGGCUCUGGCCAGUCCCAGCAGGCGGGGACAGAUGCCGAUCGAGAUUGUGUGCAAAAUCAAAUUUGCUGAGGAGGAUGCGAAACCCAAGGAGAAGGAGGCAGGGGAUGAGCAAAGCCUCCUGGGGGCCGCUCAGGGGGCAGCAGCCCCCCGGGACCUGGCUACCUUUGCCAGCACCAGCACGCUGCACGGGUUGGGUCGGGCCUGUGGCCCAGGCCCCCAUGGACUGCGCAGAACCCUGUGGGCACUGGCCUUACUCACCUCGCUGGCUGCCUUCCUGUACCAGGCAGCCGGCCUGGCCCGGGGCUACUUGACCCGGCCUCACCUGGUUGCAAUGGACCCUGCUGCCCCAGCCCCAGUGGCGGGCUUUCCUGCUGUCUCCCUCUGCAACAUCAACCGCUUCCGGCAUUCGGCACUCAGCGAUGCCGACAUCUUCCACCUGGCCAAUCUGACAGGGCUGCCCCCCAAAGACCGGGAUGGGCACCGUGCCGCUGGCCUGCGCUACCCGGAGCCAGACAUGGUAGACAUCCUCAACCGCACUGGCCACCAGCUUGCCGACAUGCUCAAGAGCUGCAACUUCAGUGGGCAUCACUGUUCUGCCAGCAACUUCUCCGUGGUCUAUACUCGCUAUGGGAAGUGUUACACCUUCAACGCGGAUCCGCAGAGCUCGCUGCCCAGUCGGGCAGGGGGCAUGGGCAGCGGCCUGGAGAUCAUGCUGGACAUCCAGCAGGAGGAGUACCUGCCCAUCUGGAGGGAGACAAAUGAGACCUCGUUUGAGGCUGGCAUCCGAGUGCAGAUCCACAGCCAGGAGGAGCCGCCCUACAUUCACCAGCUGGGGUUCGGCGUGUCCCCAGGCUUCCAGACCUUUGUGUCCUGCCAGGAACAGCGGCUGACCUAUCUGCCCCAGCCCUGGGGCAACUGCCGGGCAGAGAGUGAGCUCCGGGAGCCUGAGCUCCAAGGGUACUCGGCCUACAGUGUGUCCGCCUGCCGGCUGCGCUGUGAGAAGGAAGCUGUGCUUCAGCGCUGCCACUGCCGGAUGGUGCACAUGCCAGGCAAUGAGACCAUCUGCCCGCCGAAUAUCUACAUCGAGUGUGCCGACCAUACUCUGGACUCCCUGGGUGGAGGCUCCGAGGGCCCAUGUUUCUGCCCUACUCCCUGCAACCUGACCCGUUAUGGGAAAGAAAUCUCCAUGGUCAGGAUCCCCAACAGGGGUUCAGCCCGGUACCUGGCGAGGAAGUACAACCGCAACGAGACCUACAUACGGGAGAACUUCCUGGUCCUAGAUGUCUUUUUCGAGGCCCUGACCUCCGAAGCUGUGGAGCAACGAGCAGUCUAUGGGCUGUCAGCCCUACUGGGAGACCUCGGGGGACAGAUGGGCCUGUUCAUUGGGGCCAGCAUCCUCACGCUGCUGGAGAUCCUCGACUACGUCUAUGAGGUGUCCUGGGACCGACUGAAGCGGGUGUGGCGGCGUCCCAAGACCCCUCUGCGGACCUCCGCCGGGGGCAUUUCCACUUUGGGGUUGCAGGAGCUGAAGGAGCAGAGUCCCUGCCCAAGCCGGGGCCGUGCUGAGGGUGGGGGGGCCAGCAGCCUGCUCCCCAACCACCACCACCCCCACGGUCCCCCAGGAGGCCUCUUCGAAGACUUCGCUUGCUAGAAUGGUGCUGUGUCUGAAGGACCCAGGGUCUGGGACCCUCCCCAGCUCCCCAGCAUACUCUCCUGUCCCCUGGGGCAGAAGGCCUGGGGGCCAGCCCAGAGCUGAAGGGAGGGUGGUGCUCACUGGGAGGGCCGGGACUCAGUUCCUGCUCUCUCCUGACCCUGGCGUCAGCUGCUUUGCACAAGGGUCCUUCUUAUCCACACUCCCUGCCCUCCAGGCUGGUGCCCAGGGAGGGCGGGCGACCAGACCAUGGGCCCCUGCGGCGGGAAGGGAGGAAAGGAGAAGGAGGAUGGCACCACCCCAGCAGGGGUGGAACCCUCUGUACAUUUGUAUAUAUGUAGGGCAGACAGGGUGGGGGCGGGGUGCAGAUGUAGAAGGCGGGUGGGGUUACAGGGGUGGGCAAUUCAGGGACAAUUGGGGCCCAGCCCAAGUGUCAGCAGGGGCAGGUGAGCCCCAGGACUCGGGAGUGCCUGGCUGGUCCUACUUCCUGCCCCUCUCCAGGCCCAGCUCCCCUCUUGGCAGGGGGAGCGGGUGGCCCAGCAGGCCUGGCCCAGCUCCCAGUUCCCCCCACCCCAACCCCAGCCGCAUCCCCUCUGCAGGGGUGGGCAGACCUUUUAGACCUUGGCUGAGCCUGGGAGUGGGAAGGGAGCCUUCGUGGGCCUCUCCCUCUGCAGUCUGGUUUUAUAAAGUGCUGACGAGAUCGGGAAUAA